AUGGUGAAACGAUCGCGAGACGUGGCCAAGUUUGAAAAGCGGGCCAAGGCUCGGCAGGAGCAGGACAGCAAGCUUGCGCAAUCAUGGCAGUACAUCAAAGACUCUGACAACGAGGAGGAUGAGGACUAUGGACCUCGAUCUUUCAAGGAGGAAGAAUCUCUCGGUGAAAUGCUGCCUGUGCGAGGCGAAGACGGCCAGAUCAAGCGGGUGAUGCGCAAGAAGGGCGACAAAAUCAGCAAGCGAAAGCUGGAGGAGCAAGCUGAGAGACAGCGACAGGAGGAAGAGGAGGAGGCAGCUCGAGAGGCAGCAGAGGCAGCAGCAGCAGAACAGGCAGCCAAGGAGGCCGCCGAGAAGGAAGAGGAGGACGACAUUGGCGAUUCUGAUUUCGAGGAGGAAGACGAGGUCACUGGAGAGGCCCGAUUUCGAAAGGCCCAGGCCGAGAUUGCAGAACUGGCCGACCAGCUCAACGAGGACGCCGAGGAGAACAUUCACUGUCUGCGCAAGAUUCGGGAGCUCAUGGGUCGAAAGCAGUCAUUCCGGGUGGUACAACUGACGAUUCUGUCGCUGGUUCCUAUUUUCCAGUCGAUCAUUCCUGGUUACAAAAUCAGACCCUUAACCGAGGCCGAAAAGCGAGAAAAGGUGUCUAAGGAGGUCAAGAGACUACGAAACUUCGAGACGUCGCUGCUGCAGAACUACAAGGCGUAUCUAGACUACAUUAGCAAGUUUUCCAAGAAGGCCCGAGGCUCCACUGAAGGCACCAUGAAACGAAUUUUGGGAGACUCGUGCGUGGUGGCAGCCUGCGAACUUCUCAAGACGUCUGCGUACUUCAACUUCAGAUCUGACCUCGUGGCGAUUGUGGUGAACCGUGUGGGACAGAAGCCCUACGACGCCAACUACUUCAAGGCGUUGUCCACCAUCGAGUCUCUGUUUGAGGACGACUUCGAGGGUUCUGCUGUGAAGGAGAUUGUCAUGUCCUUGUCCAAGAUGAUCCGUGCAAAGAAGUAUAGAAUUGACGAGUCGUUGCUCAACUCACUGCUUAAACUGCGGUUGCUGACAGAGCUCGACGCCAGAGCUUCCCAGAGACACGUGGAGUCUCAACAAGCACCGACAGCCAAGGUGCGAAAGAAGGACCGAGUGCACCUGACCAAGAAGCAGCGAAAAACGCUCAAGGAGAAGAAGGAGAUCGACGAGGAGAUGCUAAAGGCAGAGAUGGCGGUAUCGACCGAGGAGCGAGAGAAGAUCCAGGGAGAGACGCUCAAAAUCGUCUUUGUUCUGUACUUUAACAUUCUCAAGGAACGACCACAGCAUCUCAUGGCAGCCACUCUGGAGGGUCUGGCCAAAUUUUCGCAUCUCAUCAACGCCGACUUCUUUGGCGAUCUGCUGGAGGUGCUACGGGAGCUCAUCACCGAGCGUCAAAUCCGAUACACCGACGACGGAAAGCAAGAGUUCUUGGAAACCUCUACCCGAGAGGCUCUUCUGUGUAUUGUCACUGCAUUCGUGCUGCUUGGAGGCCAGGUGGGCGAGUCCAUGAACCUCGAUCUGACCUUCUUCAUCAACCACUUCUACUCGUCACUCUACGCUCUGGGUCUCAACCCCGACAUUGAGCUGUCACACAAGUCUCUUCGUCUUGAUGAUCCCAACACCAACGAGUCCGCCAGCAAUAAGCGGUCCAAAAUCAACGUGGCCACAGAGAUGGAGAUGGUGGUGAGGUCGUUCGAGGGUAUUUUCUUGCAGCAGAAGCACGUGUCUCGGCUGCGAGUCCAGGCUUUUGCGAAGAGACUGGCUACCAUCUGUCUCCAGCUACCCGAAAAGUCGUGCAUGGCCGGUCUCAAGAUUCUCGACCGGCUCAAUAAGAAGUUCACCGUUAUGACCGCUCUGUACUCGUCCGACGACCGAAUCACCAACGGAGUGUACCGAAUGGACGUGGACCAACCCGACCAUGCCAACCCCGAAGCAUCUACCAUCUGGGAGACAGUGUUGCUGGAGAAACACUUCUCGCCAGACAUUGCCAAGGCCGCCAAACUGGUGCCCCGAAACGUCAAGAAGAACAAGCAUUAG
Molecule: messenger RNA, 2058 nt
Organism: Yarrowia lipolytica CLIB122
Lineage: Eukaryota; Fungi; Ascomycota; Dipodascomycetes; Dipodascales
Biological process (GO): DNA replication initiation
Cellular component (GO): nucleolus
Molecular function (GO): chromatin binding
Source: RefSeq, a predicted model, not a curated record